Cryptomeria japonica (Japanese cedar) is the source of this 582-nucleotide messenger RNA. RefSeq lists its product as uncharacterized. Bases 1 to 582 code for a protein of 193 amino acids. Lineage: Eukaryota; Viridiplantae; Streptophyta; Pinopsida; Cupressales; Cupressaceae. Gene Ontology annotation, molecular function: nucleic acid binding. The record is from RefSeq and is a predicted model, not a curated record. Gene Ontology annotation, biological process: DNA integration. The transcript has a single exon.
AUGGCUUCUUUACCUCUCAAGCCAGUAGUAAUUGAAGAGCCUUUUCAGCAGUGGAGGUUGGAUUUUGUUGGACCAGUGAAUCCCUCAUCCAGUGAAUACCACAUGUACAUACUCACUGCAACAAAUUACUUCACCAAAUGGGUGGAGGCAAUUCCCACUAAGAAAGCUACUUCAACAAUGGUUUCUCAGUUCUUGAAAGAAAACAUUGUUUCAAGGUUUGGUGUUCCUCGUAAGAUAGUUACUAAUAAUGCUUCUUGCUUUUUAGCUUAUGAGAUCAUUGAAUUUUUUUAUCAUGGUUUUACCCUUUCACAUUCAUUUGACUAUUAUCUGCAGGGAAAUGGUCAGGCUGAAUCAAGCAACAAGAACUUGGUUACCAUUAUCAAGAAGCUUGUUGAUGAAAAACAAAGGACUUGGCAUAAAGCUCUUCUUUAUGAGCUUUGGGUGGAUCGUAUCAUGCCCAAGAGGGAAACUGGUGUGUCUCCUUUCCAAAUUUUGUAUGGAAUGAAUGUCAAGAUUCCUAUCACAUUGGAACUUCCAUCUCUGAAGCUUGCCAAGGCUGUUAAUCUUAGAGGAUCCAGUUAA